Cuscuta campestris is the source of this 1625-nucleotide messenger RNA. Lineage: Eukaryota; Viridiplantae; Streptophyta; Magnoliopsida; Solanales; Convolvulaceae. The record is from the annotation of a GenBank genome assembly.
CAAACUUUUUGGGACUGAUGGAGUACAAUUUACCCGCUCGUUUUAUCUUUUUAAUCUUUCCAUUUUAUUCCUUCUUCACUGUAAUUGCUCCCACCAAGCUCCUCCACUUCCUGCCUCCAACCACCGCUAACCGCCCAUCUCAGCUCUCCGCGCGGCGGAUUCGUCCAAGGCCAAUGCUCGCCUCAUUCGCAACAAUGGCCGGCUCCCGACUCUUCAGGAUCUGUUUCAUCCCUGCCUCCCUUCUCCUGUUCCUCAUCUUCAUCCCCGCCUUACUCACCAACCAUCCCGGCAUCGUCAUUCUUCGCCCCGCCACCUCCUUCUUCGUCCGAGCUACUCCCGUCGGAGACCAGAAGGAUCGGCGGCAGUAUCCCGUCUCGUUUGCCUACUUGAUCUCCGCUUCCAGAGGCGACUUACCUAGGCUGCGCCGCCUACUGCACGCGCUCUACCACCCGGGGAACUACUACCUGAUCCACCUGGAUGCGGACGCGCCGCGGUCGGAGCACCGGGAACUGGCGAGAUUCGUUGCCGGAAACGCGGUUUUCGUUCAAAUUGGAAACGUGUGGGUGGUUGGCAAGCCGAGCUUGGUGACCUACAGAGGUCCGACGAUGCUGGCCGCCACUCUCCACGCCAUGUCUGUUCUUCUGAGGACUGCAAAUUGGGACUGGUUCAUCAAUCUCAGCGCUUCUGAUUAUCCACUUGUAACCCAAGAUGAUCUGAUCCAAUCCUUCUCCACUUUGCCAAGAGAUCUAAACUUCAUACAGCACACCAGUCGUCUUGGUUGGAAAUUUAAUAAGAGAGGAAAACCAAUAAUGUUAGACCCAGGGUUGCACAGCAGUAAUAAAUCAGAGAUCUGGUGGGCUAUCAAGCAGAAGAGAACUCUCCCAACUGCUUUCAAGCUCUACACAGGUUCAGCUUGGACGGUACUGUCAAGAUCCUUUGCAGAGUACUGUAUAGUAGGGUGGGACAACCUUCCCAGAAGGCUUCUCCUAUACUACACCAACUUCGUCUCCUCUCCGGAGGGUUACUUCCAAACGGUGGUGUGCAAUUCCGAAGCAAAGGAGGGCUACAAGAACACAACGGUGGACCACGACUUGCAUUACAUCACCUGGGACGUCCCUCCAAAACAACACCCUCGCUCUCUCGGCCUUAGGGACUACAGGAGAAUGGUCCUAAGCAACCGGCCAUUUGCGAGGAAGUUCAAGAGGGACGAUCCCGUCCUUGACAAAAUAGACCGGGAACUCCUCAAGAGGCGGUCUGGGGAGGGCCAUUUCUCUCUGGGGGCAUGGUGUUUGGAUGAAGGCCGAAAGACGUGUUCGGCCUUGCAGAGCGAGAAGUAUGGCCUGCUAGUGCACGGAAGUGGUGCUAGAAGAUUGAAAACUCUGCUGGGUAAACUGCUCUCGCCCCACUACUUCUCCAAGCGGCAAUGUAGAUGAUUUUAGUAAUGAAAAACCCCACCAUCUGUGCCUGCUUAAAUCCCAUACACACACUCAUAUUUAUUACCUUUACUGUAGUGUAAAAUGAUUGUGAAAUAUAUAGAAUGUGAAGAAUAUUAUUAGAUUGGGGCUGUUGAGUGUAGCUCAUAUAUAUUGAAUUUCAUGUUUCUAAAAUAAUUAAGACAAUGUAUU